UAGCAGUGCAAAGUGAAGUAAAGGGGAUUUCAGUCGUCGAAAAAUGAUCUGUGAUAAACUGUUAUUCCGCAAAUUGAUGUUACAACUUUCGGAAUAAGUUUCAGCGCGUUGAUUACUCUUAUACAAUUUUCUCMACUUAUCUAAAAUUGAAGCUAGAUUUGCGAUGAAUUUUGUUGGCACGCUGCGAGAUUUCCAAGUACURGGCAGCAAGGAUCAAGUGAAAUGUGCAUUGGGCGCCCGAGUGUUUUUGGACUUACAAUGUGACAGACGAAUAACGAAUUUGGAAAAAUGCUACAAUUCUGACUUGAAUUUGGUUUAUUUACAAGGGCAACGUGACGACGCUUUCGUAGCAUUUAUUCCUGUGCUGUCAAGUCAACCGUUAAACCUACUCGAUAUUGAAAAUAUUCAGAAAUGUCUGACAAAAUGCUUAAUGUUUCAGUACAUGCUUUACACUUGCCGUUUGCGAUACAUCAUCAAAUAUUUUGUAUUACCAAAUGUCUUCGGGGGUAAUCAAAAAACCCAGUUGUUGUGCAAAAUGAUAAGAAAAUCAUUAACGGUAACUUCUUGGCUACAUAUGUAUGUAUGCAGSCCCGUAGCAGAAAAGCGGACCACGUAGAUGAAUACAAUGAUUUGUUGUUCAAAGUCUGCAAAAAAUUGUAGCUGAAAACUCCAAGCCCGAGAGGAAUUGUUCCCGAUAUCUCUCCUUCACCCUAGUUAAAACAAAAUUUUCAUUGAUAUGUUUUUUAUAAAUAAAACACGUAUUAAUUUUGGUGUUAAAUGAA
Molecule: messenger RNA, 782 nt
Organism: Bactrocera latifrons
Lineage: Eukaryota; Metazoa; Arthropoda; Insecta; Diptera; Tephritidae
Gene: Tsen15
Exons: 4
Coding region: 164-616 (150 amino acids)
Biological process (GO): tRNA splicing, via endonucleolytic cleavage and ligation
Molecular function (GO): nucleic acid binding
Source: RefSeq, a predicted model, not a curated record